Messenger RNA from Paramuricea clavata, 442 nucleotides. NCBI's taxonomy places the organism in Eukaryota, Metazoa, Cnidaria, Anthozoa, Malacalcyonacea, Plexauridae. The record is from the annotation of a GenBank genome assembly.
AUGGCACCCAACCCUGAAGCCGCCUGGAUUUGCAUUUCGUGUUUUUGUCCAUUAUCUAGUUCAACGACCUCAGACUUAAAUCCUGAGCCCGGAAAUCCUAAAACGGACCAGGAACCAGAUAUUCGUCUAAGAAGAGGUUUAAAAAUUGCUCACUUAAAUGUAAACCGCCUAAUUUGUAAGUUUGAUGAAAUCAAAAAACUUAUUGAAAAACAUUCUUUCGACUUUUUGGCUUUGAGUGAAACUUGGCUAACAUCGAGCAUAAGCGAUGACGAACUCAAUAUAUCUGGUUAUACCUUUGCUAGAAAGGACAGGAGUGAUCCUGCGAAGUCACAAGGUGGUGGCGUGCUUGUGUAUGUUAAAUCUGGUAUCCCUUAUAGUAUAAUAUCGAGUCAGCCCAAUUCAACAGAUGAACAAAUUUGGAUUGACGUGGCAAGGCCUCAUU